AUGGGGCAUAGUGAAGAUGAUGGAUACAGAGACAAAAAAUAUGAGCGCUCUCACCGGAGAAGAAGAAGCCGCAGCAGAGAAAGGGAAUUUAAUAGAGACAGAAAUAGAGAAAACAAAAGAAGCAAAGAAAAAAUAACAAAUGAUGAUAAGCCUGCUAUCAGAGGAAGAGGUAAUAAAGCAAGCGCAGGACUAAGAGCGUGGGAUGACAAAUUAUUCCCAGAAGAAAAAGCAAAAAAAACUCAGCCUCAGGAGCCAGCUGCUGAAUCUUGAAUUGACACAGAGAUAAAUUUUGCUGAAAAAUCAAGAAAAGAUGACCCAGAGAAAAAGAACCAAAAAUCAUUCUGGAAACAUGAUAAGUUUGACAUGGUCAACAAGAGCCCUGCUUUAGAAGAGCCGAUUGGAGGAGGAAUUUCAAGAUCUUCACCGAGAUAUAUGGUCAAGCACAGGUAGCAACCCUACACCCCCACCCCCCCACCCCCUCUUUUUUAAUGUACCCCCACCCUCCACCACCCCCCCUUUUAGUGGCACCCCCACCCCCCCUUUCACAGAUGGCACCCCUACCCCCCCCUUAAUAUAGUAUAGAUAUAUCACAAAUGCUAAUUUAGAGCAGGCGUAAUAAAUAAAUUAUUAUUUUAGAUAUUAAAAAUUACUGAUUUAUACAAUAUCAUAUAGCGUAGCGCAAUCGAUUAAGGAGCAGUGAAAAUUUCCUAUAACUACUAAGAACCCCACAUCUGAAGAAAUUUGCUGACAAGCAUAAUGAUCUUUGGUAUUAAUUAGCAGUAUAUCCUGUAUAUAUUUAUGAACUUUGUGGAACAAUGGCUAAAGAGUCCAUUUUAGAGAUCUAAAAGUAAAACUGACAAUAGCAAAUACUAUUUUUAUUAGCACAUUGCUUUUCAAAUGAAAGAGAUGCUCUAUAUAAGUUAGGCAGUAGAGAAUAAGAUAUGGAAUGCUAUAAAUAAGCUAUCAGAGUUGAUUCAAAUUAUGCUGAUGCAUACAAUAGCAUAGGAGUUAUCUUCUAUAAAGAAAAGAGUUAUGAAAAAACACUAAAACAUUGUAACGAUGCAAUUAAAAAAAUCCAAACUGUGGAGAUUAUUAUUAUAAUAAUAAAGGAGAUUAUUAUUAUUAUAAUAAUAAAGGAAAUGCUCUUAAUCCCCCCCUCUUUAAAUUGGAACAAAAAUAUAGGUAAAAUUUCCACUUUUUUGGUAAAUUAACCCCCUUUAAAUUGGAACAAAAUUAAUUUUAUAAUAAAAAAAUUAUAAUAAUUUUUAUGUAAAAGGUUUUGAUAUAAGUUAAAUGUUUCUUCUUAACUAAAAUCAAAAAUUUAGUUAUAUCUUGUUCUUGUUUAAAGAAGAGAGUAUAAAGAUCAUCUUAUUUAAAUAAAUUUAUUAUCCUUAAUUGCUAAAUUUUAAAAAAAAAAUUAAUUGUUUUUUUUAAAAAAUUUUUAUUCUUUUUUGAUAAAAAUGAUAUUUUUUAUUUAAAUAGUUUUGAUAUAAAUUCAAUAGGAAUUCAUUAUAAAUUUUAAAAUUUACUAAUUUCUUGCUUUAUUUUAAAGAAUAGAGUAUAAAUAGCAUAUUAUUUAAACAAAAAUUAGCACUUUGAUCGAUAAAUUUUCUAAAAUUUUUUUGUUUUUAAUUUUUUUUUUAUCAAUAAAAAUAAUAACUUUUGUGUAAAUAAUUUUGAUACCAAUUAAUAGUGGCGUAUUAACUAAUAAUGAUAUCUUGCUUUGUUUUAAAAAGAUAAAGAGUAAAUAGCAUUUUAUUAAACAAAUUUAUUAAUCUAAUUCGAUAAGUUUUUGAAUUUUUUAUAUAAAUUUUUUUUAUAAAAAAAAUUAAUCCCCUUUAAAUUGGAACAAAAUUUUUUGUUCCAAUUUAAAUGGGGGGAGUUAGAUAGUUAGGAAGAAGAGAAGAAGUUUUGGAAUGCUAUAAAACACAAUCAAAAAGAAUAAUGGUAACUCAAGAUGUGAUAUAGGCAUGGUAUGUAAGAAAAUAUGAAUAUAAUUAAUACUUGAAUUCGCAAAAAUUUUAUUUUAUGAAUUGAUUACUUUUAAACCUACUAUUUAAGCUAAUUAUCCAUCUUCUGCAUAUCCUGUAUUAGCUCAUAUUACAUCCAUCUUGAAGUUACCUACACUGUAUUCAUCUUCGCUGCACUCUGUAGUUAUUGUAUUGUGCUUGAUUCAUUUAAUAAUUACUGACAUUAUCAAUAUCUUUGGCAUUGUAUUUAUAAAUAUAAAAAACAAAUUUAAUAUAUUUCCUAAUUAAUUUUUAAUUAAUUUGAAUUUAUUAAUUAAUCGUAAUUAUUAAAGCAAUUUAUAGACUUCAUUUAUCAAUAUAGCGCUUUAAUUGGAUUAUAUUUAAAAUAUUCUUUUUAAGGGAGGGGGGUGGGGGUGCCAUCUGUGAAGGGGGGGGUGGGGGUGCCAUUUUUAGGGGGGUGGGGGGGUGUAGGGUUGCUACCUAUGCUUGACCAGAUAUAACUAA
Molecule: messenger RNA, 2474 nt
Organism: Blepharisma stoltei
Lineage: Eukaryota; Ciliophora; Heterotrichea; Heterotrichida; Blepharismidae
Source: the annotation of a GenBank genome assembly